Molecule: messenger RNA, 2723 nt
Organism: Ostrea edulis (European flat oyster)
Lineage: Eukaryota; Metazoa; Mollusca; Bivalvia; Ostreida; Ostreidae
Product: sodium-dependent proline transporter-like
Exons: 13
Coding region: 19-1896 (625 amino acids)
Biological process (GO): sodium ion transmembrane transport
Cellular component (GO): membrane
Source: RefSeq, a predicted model, not a curated record
GUAACAAAGAAACUGAGAAUGAUGGAAAUGAAAGCCAGAUCCAGUUCGAACCCCGACUCAUUCGAUCUCGAUAUUGACGAAUUGGAGAUCUUGAGGUCUAGACGGAGAGGAAAUAUGGGGUUUAUUUUAUCCAUGAUCGGGUACUGUGUUAGUCUGGGUAAUAUAUGGAGGUUUCCUUAUCUCUGUAUGAGGAAUGGUGGAGGCGCUUUCCUGAUUCCAUUCUUCUUUUUCCUGAUGGUUGUUGGUCUACCAUUGUACUUUCUGGAAGUCUCUCUUGGUCAAUUUACAAGAAAAGGAUUUGUUCAUGUUUGGAAGGCAUGUCCUCUUUUCAAAGGAAUUGGUGCCGGGAUGUUCAGCAUUCUCUUUGUUAUCACCUUCUACUAUAACAUAAUCAACUCCUGGACGUUGUUUUACAUGGGUAGUUCCUUUUUCUCACCCGUCCCAUGGACCAGAUGUGACGAGGAAUGGAAUACACCAGCAUGUAUCAACGACAUACCCAAAACUACUUCUAACAGCACAAUGAAUGUGUCUGAUUCAAUUACUCAAUCUCCCUUUGGUUCCAACUAUUCCAUUAACUCAACACCUGUUGAUAUUUUAAACGGUACUAGCGUUGUUAGAACAAGUGAGGAACAAUUUUGGUUCAAUCGUGUUCUUGAUCUGUCUGAUGGUUUACAUGAUAUCAGUUCUUUGAACUGGCGCUUGCCACUCUGCUUUUUGGCUGCUUGGAUUGCGGUUUGCCUUUGUUUGAUCAAGAAACCUAAACCGUUUGCGAUGGUGGUGUUAAUAGCGGUUGCUCUGCUGUACAUUUUGCUGGCGGUGAUUCUCAUUAAAGGAUUAACAUUGCCUGGGUCAAUUGAUGGCAUCAUUUUCUAUAUUCGUCCAGACUUCAAUAAACUUGCCAAUGUCCAGGUGUGGUUGGAGGCAGGUUUACAGGUGUUUUACUCAUUAGGAUCAGGAUGGGGAUCCAUCAUUGUAAAGGCCAGCUACGGCAAAUUUAGCAACAAUUACUUCAGGGAUUCCAUCAUAUUAACAAUGAUCAGUGAAGGUACUAGUGUUUUUGGAGGAUUUGCAAUAUUCACAAUUGUGGGGUACAUGGCUCAUAUAGCAGGAAAACCUGUAGAAGAUGUAGUACAAGCAGGUCCAGGGCUGGUUUUUCUCGUGUACUCUACGGCUCUUUCAGAGCUUCCUUUCCCCAGCAUUUGGGCAGUUUUGUUCUUUUUUAUGUUGUUCACCGUUGGAUUUAAUAGCCAGUUUGCUAACAUGGAAUCAUGUAUAGAUGCUGUCAAUGACUUUUCCCCGCGUCUUCGACGUCACAAGUCCCUUCUGGCAGUAGUGUUAUGCUCUUUCUUCUUCCUGACUGGAUUGCUGCUGUGCACAAACGCUGGUCUGUACAUAUUACAGUUACUAGAUUGGUACAUUGUGGCGUUUGCUGUUCCUCUAUUUGGUGUGCUCGAGUGCCUCAUUUUUGGUUGGAUUUAUGGGGCGGCAAAUACGUCACGUUCCAUAGAGAUGAUAACUGGAAGGAGAGUACCCGUUUUUAUGAGAAUCUUCUGGUGUAUCGUAACGCCUUCUUCAAUAAUUGUGCUCUUAAUAUUUUCGAUGUACACAUAUCGCCCACCAAUGGUUGGUUCGUAUACAUAUCCUGGAUAUGCCCGGGUCUUUGGUUGGUUUGUUGCCUUACUACCUCUUGUACCUAUACCUAUCUGCGCUUUUCGAGUCCUACGCAGAUCUAAUGGCGAGACUUUAUAUCAGAAAUUCCGUGCAUCUUUGAAACCUUCAGAAGACUGGACGCUAGAAUUGAGAUAUAGAUCUGCGAAUUAUAAUAUUGAAGACAGAUCGUCACAUCGAAACAUGAGAUCUAUCAUUCUGAGAAACAUUUUCGGAAGACAAUCAUAAACGUGUUUCAAUUUUCAAUUUCUUUCUUUUUUACGCAUCUUUGUUUUUUAUUAUUACCGGACAAACAUCAAAAUCUCGCAGAAUUUAAUACAGGAGCAUUAUUGAGGUUUCAUUUUCAACACUUCUGUCAUUAAUUAGAUAAUAUCAACACUCAGCUCUUGAAACAUUUCAUACUAACAUGCAUAUUAAAUACUACCAAUGAAGACGACAAUACAGUGGAAGGUGAAUAUAACGAACAGUGAGUGAUCAAUCUCAUAACUCAUAUGAAUACAAAACAGAGAGUUGGUCAAACACAGACCAUUGGCCAUACCAGAACUGCGAUCAGGUGCCUAGUAGGAGUAAACACCCUCUGUUAAUCGGUCGCACCUUCUGUGAGCCCUAUAUUCCGAUCAGGUAAAGGAGUAAUCCGUAGUCAAAAUCAGUGUGACAAGCACGACUAAACAAUUGUUAUGAAACACACCUGAUAGCAUUUGACCCACUGAUAGGUUGUAUUGGCAAAUUACAUCAUUAUAACGACUAUAGAACUUGGGUCUGUUGUAUAUUGUUUAACGUCCCUAUCGAUAAUCAAGAAUUUGGGAAAUGUUGACUUUAAAUCUGUUGAAACUUUUUAACAUCAUCUUGUUUGUCAGUAACCUGUUGCAUAUGGAGUCACUUGAGAGAUAUAAACACCAUAUGCAGGUGACAAUGAAAUAUUUCUACAAAAAUAUGGGAAGUUGACGAUGGAGAAGUGGAAACCAUCCCGUUUGUCAUAAAGUUGAGUUGUUCGUAAACGUGCCGUUUGCAUCUGUGUUAAAUAAAUAUCUAACCUAAAGUACAUGUAUGAAGCA